Molecule: messenger RNA, 969 nt
Organism: Aspergillus mulundensis
Lineage: Eukaryota; Fungi; Ascomycota; Eurotiomycetes; Eurotiales; Aspergillaceae
Product: NAD-dependent epimerase/dehydratase family protein
Exons: 1
Coding region: 1-969 (322 amino acids)
Source: RefSeq, a predicted model, not a curated record
AUGCCCAACGUCCUCAUCCUCGGUGCCUCCGGCUACGUUGGCCUCGCCCUCUGCCAGUCACUCGUGAGCUCGGGAAACCACACCGUCUGGGGCACCGCGCGCUCCGCUGAAAAGGCCAAGCUCCUCUUGCAGAACGAGAUAGCACCAAUCACCGACGCCGACAUCACCAAGCCAGAGACUCUGAGCACCAUCAUCGCCGAGAACAACAUCGACAUCGUUGUUGAUACCACGUCUGCCUAUGAACAGGCCGCUCAAAUCCUGCAAGGCGUUGUCAAAGCCGCCACCGCUCGUCGUGAUACCCUAGCGAAGGAGAAUCUCGUUGGACCCAAGCUAGGCUUCGUCUACUGCUCCGGGACUUGGGUCUAUGGGUCCCCCUCAGAGCGUAUCACUGACCUAACUCCCGUUGGGAGCGCCAGUCUGUCGAAGGGAAAGCCGGCCACGGCCGUUGCAUGGCGCCCAGCACACGAGCAAGCUGUUCUUGCCGCAAGAGAUGUCCUCGACGUUGCGAUUAUGAGACCUUCUGCCAUCUACGGCCGCGCUUCAUGGAUCUUCAGCACAUGGUGGGGUGGGAUCCUCAAAGCAAAGAAGGACAAAAACUGCACCGAUACGAUUACAAUCCCUGCUGAUAGCACGGCACGCACUGGAACAGUCCAUGUUGACGAUGUGGCGUCGGGCUUCCAUGCAGCCAUUGACCGGAUUAAUGGAGGACUCGGUAGCUGGCCUGUGUUUGAUCUCGUGACAGAGACAAUUGGUAUUCAGGACAUGACCGAGGGGGUCAAGGCCGCGCUUGGGGUAGACGCAAAGGUGGAGUAUACGGGUACUCACGGAAACGCAUUCCUGGAGGCGCUGAGCUUGGUUUGCAGAAAUGAGGCUACGAGGGCGAGGACUGUGCUUGGCUGGGGACCGAACAGAAAAGCGUUUGUGCUGAAUCUCCCUGUUUAUGUUCGUGCUUGGGAGGCAGCUCAGUGA